GUAUGUAUGUAUAUAUAUCUCUGGAUACAAUGGGCAAACCAUUGGCAGGGAAGAGGAAAGAGCAGCGUCUUUCAUCAGAGUUUAGAUCAAUCGCGAAGCGCAACGCUAGGCCAGGCGACGACAUGGGCCGUUGGUUGAAGCCAGAUGUUUACCCGCUGAUCGGCGCGAUGUCGCUGGUGACGGGGAUGUGCGUCUUCCAGCUCACCCGGAACGUCUUCCUCAACCCAGACGUCAGGGUGAGCAAGAGCAACCGGCAGAGCGCGGUGCUGGAGAACGCGGAGGAGGGCGAGAGGUACAGCCAGCACGCCUUCCGCCGCUUCGUCAGCGCGCACCGCCCGGAGGUCUUCCCUGCCAUCAACCGCUUCUUCUCAGGGUUCAGCGCCAAGUGAUGAUGGGUUCCAUCGAACCGGCCGGCCGGGUGCAGUGCUUCUGUGUGUACGUGUGUCGCGUGUGGAUAUGUUAGUGAUUGUGUCAUUAGCGUGGAGGCGUCCCAUGGAUAUGUACCAGACAUGCCUCAAGUGAAUAAAUGGUUUGGGCAAAUAUAAGAGCAACUCUAGAAGAGCUGAACAAGCCAUAAUUUGAAUCGUGACCCGCUGGCUAUAUGGAGUGCGCUUCAUAAUACUUUGAAGGCUGACAGGCCUCUGCGCAAAAUACAAAAUCGCCGAACGGCAGCCAUCAUCGUC
Molecule: messenger RNA, 683 nt
Organism: Triticum aestivum (bread wheat)
Lineage: Eukaryota; Viridiplantae; Streptophyta; Magnoliopsida; Poales; Poaceae
Exons: 3
Coding region: 3-389 (128 amino acids)
Source: RefSeq, a predicted model, not a curated record